AUGUCUCAUGAAACGUCCGUGAUUGGUGUGAAAGGGGUUAUCAUUCCAAAGCAGCUCCUUCAUUCCAAGGCUGCUCUAUCGGCCGUCUGCAUCACGUUUCAAAAGGGAUGUUGUGGUGGAGUCCCAGGCGUGCCUGGCUCUCCUGGAAGAGAUGGUAGAGAUGGAAGAGAUGGAACAAUUGGUGAGAAAGGUGGUCGUGGUGAAAGAGGAGAACAAGGAGUAAAAGGGGAGAGUGGAAAAUUAGGUCCACAUGGGCUAAAAGGAGAUGGGGGAGUGAAAGGAAUCAAGGGCGACUUGGGAGUGAAGGGAGAAAAGGGAGAAGUGACUCAGCAAUCAAACUGGAAGCAAUGUGUGUGGAAGAGAGACGAUAGCAAAGACACCGGACUCAUUCAAGAAUGUCGCUUUAGUAAAAAGCAUGGGAAUACCGCACUGCACGUGGCCUAUGCAGGAAAUUUGCGUAUCGAUUGUGCCAGAUGUUGUUCUCGUUGGUUCUUUACAUUUAACGAUCGAGAGUGCACUGGACCCAUGACAAUUGACGCAGUAUAUUAUACUCGUGCAAAUAAUGAAAUUCUUCGUCACAGACAAAUUGAAGGUUACUGUGAGAACAUUCCAGAAGGUGACGUCAGAAUUGGUUUCCACAUUGGCAAAUGUAACGGUCAGACUUUGGCGGAUGGUUAUACUGGAUGGAACUCCGUAUCUCGAAUCAUGAUAGCAGAGAUGCCACCAGCUCAACAAUAA
Molecule: messenger RNA, 738 nt
Organism: Corticium candelabrum
Lineage: Eukaryota; Metazoa; Porifera; Homoscleromorpha; Homosclerophorida; Plakinidae
Product: collagen triple helix repeat-containing protein 1-like
Exons: 3
Coding region: 1-738 (245 amino acids)
Source: RefSeq, a predicted model, not a curated record